UUGGAUCUGGAGUGAAUGGGAUGUUGUCAAUCAGACACUCCUCCUCCUGCUCCUCCCACUCAGACUGAACAGUUAUGCGUAAUAAUAUUUUAAAAAGGUGCUGUUACUAUGGAGUCAGUUUGCUCCACAAAUAUGGCUGCUGUACCAGCAGGAAAGGAAGGAAGUUAGAGGAGAUCAAGAGGUGGAACAUAGCCCUGCAGAGGAGGAAUGAGCUGUUCAUCUCAGGGGAAAAGCAAAGAAAACAACAUCAUAUAGUCAUCAGUGUCCUGCAGAGAACGAUUACACCCCUGCAGUUUGAUGUACACGGACUUGAUUUCUGGAUUUGUCUCCAUAUGUUAAUACUCCUUGCUUAAGCAGUGCAGAUAAGAAGACAUGAAGAGUUGUUUCAAAAUGUGUUACAGAAGAAAAAUGCUCCUUGCCACUGUGAUUUUCACAGCUCUCUGCUACAAACUGUAUUUUAAAUUCCACACUCAAUUAAAGGUGACUGCAGCAAAACAGCUGGACAUGGCCCCAGAAGCAGUAGACACCCUGUACGAUGGAUGCGACAAACAGGCCCUGAAGAUAGUUAUCGACUCAGUGUUAAAAGAAGAGCUCAACCGCAGUGAAGUAUUCCAGAAAGCGUGGAACACCAAGUGUUCAGAAAUUAUCCCCAGAGGAGUAAAGGAACACACUGCUGCACUUUUAACGCAUGCAUAUGGGGACAAAGAUUUCAGAAAGACCUUUAACAAUGCAGUGGCGACACUGGGAGGAAAUGUUAGCACCUAUGAAAACAGCUUCCAUUUCAAGUCUCUUCACUUCCUGCUCAUGGACGCCAUGAAGCUCAUGAAGCCGCUGAAUGGGGAGAAGUGUAAAAGAUUGUUUCAUAUCUCAAACACUAAAUACGAAGCACAAAAAGGCUCAAAGGUGAGAUUUGGAAGAUUCACCUUACUUCACUCAGACCCAGACCCAAACUCAGAGGGGGAGCUAUCAGAGGACGACACCUUUUUCAAUAUCACCACUUGCUUCUAUGUCAGCCUGGGAGGCUUUUGCAAGCAGAAAGGGGACGAGGUUCUCAUAUCUCCAGCUGAAGAGUUCACAGUGGAAGAUGUAGUACAAAAUAAUAAUGAUGAUAAUCCAUACACUGAGAUCCGUUUGAAACACUCAAAACUGGCCAGCUCACACGAUUGCUACAUUUUCUCUCGGUCACCAGCUGAUGUCUCCACCCAGUGGCUCAUGUUGGUGCUUUUAGGUUUCUCUCUUUUUUUCUUUAACUGCUGAGCCUAAUGAAUCAGUGUCUGAGACUGAGAGUUAUCACAAAACAAAACUCAGUUGUGCAGUUGAAAAAUGAACAAGAUGCUUUGCUGUGAUACUCUGCCGACUGCGGUGUUGUUAGAUAUUGAAGUCUGAUGCACAGAUGUAGUCCUUACCUUCAUUACAUUUUUUACAGAAUUAUAGACUGAAAGUGUUAGUUUUUUUGUCUUUAUGCAUAUCUGUGGUGGAAAACACAGCACAUACUCUUUUAUGCCUUAUAAUUAAGCACUAUCUUAACACCUUAUAUGAAAGCUUUGUUUCACAGUUACAUGUGCCUGGGUUUUGUUCACCAUAUAUGGUGAUGAUGAUUCUCUGAGUCUUCUUUCUUGUCUGAAAAUCUGGGUUCAGAACCACAGAAGGCGGGAAAUGUCGAGAUAAGAAAAGAAACAUGUUUGUUGUUUCCUGUGUCUGUGUUUUUGUGUAGAUUGCUGUAUAAAAACCAGGCCAAACAUAGAGGCUGUUACUCUUGGCCUAAGGCAUUUUAUAUCACAGGUUGAAGCCCACUUGCAAGUGUUUUGAAUAAAUAACACAGAAAGACA
Molecule: messenger RNA, 1829 nt
Organism: Thunnus maccoyii (southern bluefin tuna)
Lineage: Eukaryota; Metazoa; Chordata; Actinopteri; Scombriformes; Scombridae
Product: erythroblast NAD(P)(+)--arginine ADP-ribosyltransferase
Exons: 5
Coding region: 373-1257 (294 amino acids)
Molecular function (GO): NAD+ poly-ADP-ribosyltransferase activity; NAD+-protein-arginine ADP-ribosyltransferase activity
Source: RefSeq, a predicted model, not a curated record